Molecule: messenger RNA, 2818 nt
Organism: Rhagoletis pomonella (apple maggot)
Lineage: Eukaryota; Metazoa; Arthropoda; Insecta; Diptera; Tephritidae
Exons: 7
Coding region: 962-2413 (483 amino acids)
Biological process (GO): synapse organization
Cellular component (GO): neuron projection membrane
Source: RefSeq, a predicted model, not a curated record
UAUAACAUAACGGCCGUUUAAAGUGUAAAAAUUCCAUUAUUUACGUUAAAUCAUCAGUUCACUGCCACUUAAGCGGCUAAAAAGAAAAAAAAAACGUGACAACGCAAAUACAAAUUGUGUGCAGCAACAUCAACUAGGUUAUAUCCAAGCAAAGGCACACAACCGCAUUGCCCGAAUUAGCGAGCACUUCCUUGUGCGUUUGUGUGCACUACUGGCUAUGAAUUCAGACAAAUAGUACCACCGGCUGUUUUGCUGCCGUCGUCGCCGCUGUUCAAAUAAGCAAUCAGGCUAACUGACAGCAAGAUAAAAAUCUGGAAGUGAAUAAAAAGUGUGCGGAAGCAUACAAACACAAAUGUAUACCUCGCGCAAACACUAAGCCGAAAACCGGUAGCUAACGUGGUGAUGACUAAAUAAAGCUUGUAAACAUAGAAAAAAUUAAAUAUUACUACGGAAUAACUACACGUAAACGCCAUACUAGUAAGGCUAAGCUUACAACGACAAACGCAAAAAACGUAAAUCGUAAAUUUUUUUUGAAAUUCAAAAAAGAAAACCCAUUGGGCUACCCUAAUAGCUAAGCACAUAAUACAUACAUACAUAUUUUCGCUUGACACAGUCCAAUUGUCCGCGUUUCGUGGGUUAUAUAAAGCGGGUGCGUGUGCGCGCAUGCAAAGUGAAUUUAGCCAUAUUUUUGUGUGCUAAGCUGGCUUUGACUACGCUGCUUCGAUAUCUACAUAUAUUCCUUUAGGAGUACCCUAACAAGCAGCGGCAACCUAUGGUUUGCAUCAGCGAAAAGCAUAUCGCUUGCAACUAUAAAUUGUCGCAGGCAAUUAACCCGUUACUACUGCGAUUUCACUGCAUAUGAUAGUGCGCUGCUUUAUUAAUUUAUCAACUGUACGAACCUGACAUUAUUGUCGCCAUUUUUGCUGAAAAGAGUAAUUCAAUUCAUAAAACUCGCAUCAAGAUGAUUGCCUUACUGACGCUCUUCUUCUAUAUGACAAGUCUGACAAUGUGUUACCAAAGGCUGUCUGUAAACAACAACAAUCACAAUAACUUGGAUGCAAAACCAACACAUAUGCCACCGUUACACUAUCCACAUGGCCACAGACGGAAUGAACCAUACUUUGACAUGACAAUGCCGAAGAAUAUUACAUCGCUCGUGGGCAAAUCUGCAUAUUUGGGAUGUCGUGUCAAACAUUUGGGAAAUAAAACGGUGGCCUGGAUACGUCAUCGGGACCUGCACAUCCUUACAGUUGGCACAUAUACGUACACUACAGAUCAACGGUUUCAAACAUCAUAUCAUCGGGACAUUGAUGAAUGGACUUUGCAAAUAAAAUGGGCACAGCAGCGUGAUGCCGGAAUUUACGAGUGCCAAAUAUCGACCCAACCAGUGCGAAGUUUCUCGGUGAAUUUAAACAUUGUUGACACCAUCGACGAUGAAACGAGCAGUUUUCUACAACAAUACUACAAUGACGAUGCAUUUUAUAUAAGCUCAGACCGUAUUUACCAGUCUGGUGAUGAUGAGUUUGCUGGAAUGUUUGGGCAUAUACAAACCGUAGCGGUACCAACGGCCAGCAUAUUGGGUGGACCUGAUUUGUAUGUGGACAGAGGAAGUACAAUUAAUCUGACAUGUGUAAUAAAAUUCAGCCCUGAACCACCGACACACAUUUUUUGGUAUCAUCAAGAUAAGGUACUUUCAGAGGAAACUUCGGGUGGUCGUUUGAAAUUCAAAAUGAUUAAAUCCGAAGAAACCAAAUCAAUAUUACUCAUCAGCGAUGCUGAUCUACUUGAUUCUGGCAAAUAUUCCUGCUACCCAUCGAACACGGAGAUAGCGAGUAUACGCGUUCACGUGCUACAAGGUGAGCGCCCAGAAGCGAUGCAAACGAAUUCUGCACCCACAUCGCGACACAGCGCUGCCGCCCAGCCAACCAAACUAAUCAGCGCGAUAGUCGGUGCAUUCGUUUUAUUACAAAUAUUAACAUUUUGUUGCAACAAUACAGGCAACGUGAGCGAACAUAAGAUUUACGAGCAAAGUAAAAACAGCCUCCAUAGGAUGGCAGCUUGCAACAGCCAAAGCAAUUGUAAAACACACCCACCCAGCAGCACGCAACCACAGCCGCAGUUACAGCGACAACCACAGCAACAGCCACAGCAGCAAGUGCAGCAGCCAUAUCAAACGUUCGGUCAUAGAGUUGCCACAUUGCUUGCCAUGGCCUUGUUGCGCUGCACCAAUGACACCACUGUUGACAGUAAACUUGCGCUCUCAAGCGAACACCGAAUACAAGAUGAUGCAGCCGAGGAUGUUACUCAACAGCAUCACCACCAACAGUUCCACCAGCGUCAGCAGCCAUUGCUGACUCAACAAACUGUUUUGUACUGUGAUGUUGCUCUCAAAGCAUGGUCGACUGCGCGGUGAUAAACUAGUUAAUCAGCAAUAGGGCGAGCGCGGUUACAACCUAGUAAUGUUGGAGUAAGGACGGUUGAGCGGCUACACACAUACAAAGUUGAACAAACGGCAGUGGAGGUGAUUGCAGUUGUGCGCGAUUUGCCUGUGACUCGCUCGGUUGUAAUGCUGACUGUAUGGGCAAAGGCCCAUCCCCAAGUACACUGCACAUUUCAAGUGGGGAAAUUUAUAAAACUUGGCGCGGCUAAUUACAAAGUAUACGCGUACAUUUUUAUAUACAUAUGCAUGUAAAAUACAUACGAACAGGUGUGCUUAUGUACAUAUUUACCUAAGUUAGUUAUGCAUAAGCAAAGUAAUGAGAAAUCAUAUACAGACUGGGAUGCCAGUGAAUAAAUUUAACCGGAUGGUUAGUGUGUA